Leptinotarsa decemlineata (Colorado potato beetle) is the source of this 4113-nucleotide messenger RNA. Its product is annotated as phospholipid-transporting ATPase ABCA3. Gene Ontology annotation, cellular component: membrane; intracellular membrane-bounded organelle. Gene Ontology annotation, molecular function: lipid carrier activity; ABC-type transporter activity; ATP hydrolysis activity. The record is from RefSeq and is a predicted model, not a curated record. Gene Ontology annotation, biological process: transmembrane transport; lipid transport. Lineage: Eukaryota; Metazoa; Arthropoda; Insecta; Coleoptera; Chrysomelidae.
CUGAAAUUAACAUCCAACCUAGAGGAAAACUGGAAAACAAAUCUUGUUUAUCCAGUUUUUCAAUUUGCCGGUCCAAGAAGUUACCCGGACCCCACUGGUUCGAUUCCAAAUUAUUACAAGGAAGGAUUUCUUGGGCUCCAAUAUGCUGUAACCGCUUCACUCAUCCUUGCAAGUAAUAAUUUCACAUUCGACAACUUCAAUGACCCGAAUCUAACGUCAUGGGCACUUGAAAAUCGUGUUCCCGAUAUCAACAUGAGACGUUUUCCAUAUGCAGCAUGGUCUGAAGAUCCUUUGCUCGUAGUACUGAAGGCAGUUCUUGGAUUAAUUAUCAUGAUAAGUUUUGUGUAUACCGCCAUAAACAACAUCAGAGCUAUAACUACCGAAAAAGAAAAACAGCUAAAGGAAGCGAUGAAAAUUAUGGGUCUACCGAACUGGCUGCAUUGGUUGGCGUGGUUCACGAAGAAUUUUAUUUUUCUUCUCAUAUCUGCUAUUAUAAUGGUAGUUCUGCUGAAAGUCAAUUGGUACAAAAAUUCAGAUUCGACUGUGUUUACUCAUGCUGAUCCCACAGUGAUCUUGGUAUUCCUCCUUUUUUAUAUCGUUUCAACCAUAACAUUCUGUUUCAUGGUCAGCGUAUUUUUCUCGAAAGCCAAUACUGCUGCCACAAUAGCUUCUAUAGCUUGGUUUUUGUCCUACGCGCCCUUCACAUUUAUGCAGAGAAAUUAUGAAAAUGUUUCCGCUACCACUAAAAUAUCAUCCAGUUUGGCUCACAAUACCGCAAUGGCUUUUGGUUUUCAAGUUAUUAUUAUGUAUGAAGGAACUCAAGAAGGAGUUCAGUGGAACAAUAUUUUCAAACCAAACACUCCUGAUGACUCUCUAUCACUUGGAUUGAUAAUGGUAAUGAUGGCUCUAGAUUCUGUAAUAUACAUGCUCGUGACGAUAUAUGUAGAAGCAGUUAAUCCCGGCGAGUAUGGAGUCGCCUUACCUUGGUAUUUUCCUUUCACCGCUUCGUAUUGGUGUGGACAGAGGCAUAUCGGUGUGGAGGACACUAAUGAUGGAUAUUCAAGUAAUGAAGGCGAAUUUUUUGAGGAUGAUCCAAGGAAUCUCAAACCUGGUAUUCAGAUAAAAAAUCUUUGUAAAGUUUUUGGCAAUAAAACGGUCGUUAGAAACUUUUCACUUAACAUGUAUGAGGAUCAAAUCACUGUUCUGCUUGGUCAUAACGGAGCAGGAAAAACCACAACAAUGUCAAUGUUAACAGGAAUGAUAACCCCUACAAGUGGUAGUGGAAGAAUCAACGGCUGUGACCUUAGAACUAAUAUGGAUGGAGUGAGAAGUAGCCUCGGACUUUGUCCUCAACACAAUAUCAUUUUUGAUGAUUUAACAGUAUCAGAACACAUCUACUUCUUCAGUAAACUAAAAGGACUAUCAGGAAAACAAGUCGAACAAGACAUUGAUAAGUACAUCAACCUUCUAGAACUGGAACCAAAGAGGAACCAAAAAUCCUCGUCAUUAUCUGGAGGCAUGAAGAGAAAAUUAUGCGUGGCUAUGGCACUUUGUGGUAAUUCUAAAGUGAUAAUGUUGGACGAACCUACUGCUGGUAUGGAUCCUUCUGCCAGAAGAGCUUUAUGGAACUUAUUGCAGAGUCAAAAGGAGGGACGAACAAUGCUCCUCACCACACAUUUCAUGGACGAAGCUGACCUUCUUGGAGACAGAAUUGCCAUAAUGGCGGGUGGUGAGUUGCAAUGUUGUGGUUCAAGUUUUUUCCUCAAGAAGAAGUAUGGCGCUGGAUAUAGUCUCAUAAUGGACAAGACAAAAGACUGUGACGCCGGACAGGUGACGCGUCUAUUGAGGAAGUACAUCCCAGAUAUAGAAAUUCAUAGUAAUGUAGGAUCUGAACUAACAUAUCUUUUAGAAGAUAGCCACGCAGCGAUUUUCGAGCCUCUACUGCAAGAAGUGGAACAUGAAUCGAAAAGGCUUGGAAUUCGAGGAUAUGGAAUUUCUCUAACAACGCUCGAAGAAGUUUUCUUGAAAGUUGGAGCUGAUCAUGGACAAGAAGAAAUAAAUAAUGGUUUGUUACCUGAAAAAGAAGAAAAUAAUAGACAGCAACGCAACAACAAUAAAGUCAAAGCUUCCAUGUCACCGUAUUAUACCAGUGGUUCCGGCCUAGUCAUGAAUCAGUUUCGAGCGAUGUUUAUGAAAAAAAUUGUAACAACCAUCCGUUCUUGGAUUAUGCUCUGUAUACAGUUGGUCUUGCCUUCCAUAUUUCUUAUGAUUGCGCUUAUUGUGGCAAGAAAUAAACAAGUAUCAGAAAACUUACCACCUAUGGUAAUGAAUCUUGAUAAAUUCGAAAAUUCCAUAACGAAAAUUCAUAAUAUUGGAAAAAUUGAUUACUGUGGCAACUACACUGAUGUCUUGGGAAAGUAUGGAUACAGUUACCAGAAUGAAACAGAUAUUAUAGCUAGCAUGUUAGACUUGACACGAACAAAUCCUAAUCUGGCACGUAGACGUUACAUUGUUGGAGCAUCUUUUGAUGAGAGAAGCGUUCCAAAUAUCACAGCCUGGUUCAACAAUGAUCCUUAUCACAGUCCUGGUAUAUCAUUAGGUUUAGUAUUGGAUAGCGUUUAUCAAAAACUAUUCAAUGGAUGUAAUAAUGAAUGCAGCCUUGAAUUCACUAAUCACCCAUUUCCUUAUACGGCUCAGACCCAAAUCAAUCAACUCUUAACUGGACAAUCCAUGGGAUUCCAAUUGGCAGUCAAUGUUGGAUUCAGUAUGACUUUUGUUUCUAGUUUUUAUGUCAUCUUUAUCGUGAAAGAGAUCAAAAGUGGCUCCAAACACUUGCAAUUCGUUUCCGGAGUUAAACCUUACGUAUUUUGGCUUACGCAAAUCUUAUCCGAUUUUUUGACAUACCUAGCAACAAUUAUCAUAUACCUAAUCACGAUGGUGUGUUUUCAAGAAGAUGGAUACAACACUGCUGGAGACAUCGGUAGAAUGUUCAUCAUAUUAGUGGUUUUUGCAUGGGCAUUCUUACCAUUCACAUACCUUGCUGGUUAUUUCUUUGAUGAACCUUCGACCGGAUACACCAGAUUGUCUUUAAUAGGAAUUUUUGCAGGUAACAUCAUCUUCCUGGUGGUGCAAGUAUUGAUGAAUCCUGGUUUGAAAUUGGAACACGUUGGUAAAGCACUUCAUUGGCUAUUUCUACUGAAUCCUCAUUACUCUCUCGCUAGUGCCAUUAGCGAAAGUUACAAUGUUUUCGCAUACAAUAACGUUUGCGAAAAAAUUUUUGAGAACUGUGCCAAAGUGAAUUUAACGAGACAAGCUUGCUUGGACGCCCCUGAUUCAACACAAAUCAAGGAUAUAUGCACAGAUAUAGACACAGAUUAUUUCAAAUGGGAGGAACAUGGAAUAGGAAGAAAUAUGCUAUACUCAUUUCUCACAGGAUUAGUAAUGUAUAUUAUACUCUACGCCGUCGAAUAUGAAGUAUUCUCGAAACUAAUUUACUUCUUAGAGAAACGAUUCUUCUCAACUCACCCCGUUGAAACAACAGAUGAGGAUGCGGAUGUAGCGGAAGAGAAAGAUAAGAUUCGAAAUGCUACAGAAGCGGAUCUCUGUUCGACUUUCCAGCUCGCCAUUCGCGAUUUGACUAAGUAUUAUAAGAAAUUCUUGGCGGUGAAUGGACUGUGUCUAGGAGUUAAGAAGUAUGAAUGUUUUGGUCUUCUUGGAAUCAACGGAGCGGGUAAAACUACCACGUUCAAGAUGAUGACUGGAGACGUGAAAAUUUCCUAUGGUGACGGCUGGGUUAACGGUAAGAGCAUCAAAUCCCAACUGAAAGAAGUUCAAAAAGCAAUAGGUUACUGCCCACAAUUCGAUGCUCUUCUAGAGGAUAUGACUGCCCAAGAGACUAUAGUGAUGUUCUCUUUAUUGAGGGGCAUCAGACUCAAAGACGCACACAAUGUAGCACAGUUCCUGUCUGAAGAGUUCGACUUUCAGAGACAUUUGAAGAAGAAGGUGAAAGAGCUGAGCGGUGGAAAUAAAAGGAAAUUGAGCACAGCUCUUUCAUUGAUAGGAGACCCUCCCGUACUCUACCUUGAUGAACCAACUACAGGAAUGGAUCCAGCU